Thamnophis sirtalis is the source of this 1681-nucleotide messenger RNA. Lineage: Eukaryota; Metazoa; Chordata; Lepidosauria; Squamata; Natricidae. The record is from RefSeq and is a predicted model, not a curated record.
UUGGCAUCAUGGUGGACUCCCAUUAUGUUUUACCCAACGACAUUGGGAUCGCGACGUUGGAUUGUGCCGAAGCUUUUGAGCUGUUGUCCGCGGAAGAGAAAUUUUACGCUCACUACUUGUCACGCGCUUGCUGGUAUGGGGGACUGGUGGUCCUGUUACAAACGUCCCCGGAAUCUCCCACCAUUUACGUCCUCCUCUCCCGCAUCUUCCGAACUCAGGACCCGAAUCAGUUACAAGAGGUGGCCCGUUCGCUCGGCGUCACGGAUGAAGAAUAUCAGGCACUUCUGGUUUACACGGCGGCCAUUUACGCCAAUAUGGGCAACUACAAGUCCUUCGGUGACACCAAAUUUGUCCCCAGCCUUCCCAAGGAAAAACUGAAGAAACUGGUGUGGGCGAGCCAGGCAUUUUUGCAAAACCCAGAAGAGAUGGAAGCUUUGUGGGAGAGCUGCGAGAAGCUAAUGUACUCCCUGGAGCCUCUUCAGAGGCAUUUAGGGCUCCGUGGGGAGGGGGUUUCCACCUACUUCUCUGCAAAUUGUUCCAUGGAAGAUGCGAAGCUGGCUCAGAAAUUCCUGGAUUCUCAGAGCCCCAACUUGAUGAGAUGAAAGUCAAAACGAAGCAAUUCCAGUUUGAGGGUUGCACGUUUACCGUCACGCGGGGUGAUUACAGCCCGAUUCUGCAGAGGGUUGUGGAGAAUUUGCAGAAAGCGCAGCAACAUACCGCUAGGCCCGUUCAGACGGAGAUGUUGGAGCACUACGCAACCAGCUUCAGGCAAGGCUCCAUCCCAUCCCACAAAGAGGGGUCUCGCUGCUGGAUUCGCGACAAAAGUCCCAUCGUGGAAAGGUGUUUAGAUGCCACAUCUGACGAUUCGGGGGCUUUCAACUUUGACAAGUCUGCCGUGAUCAACCCGGAGACGGGAGAAUUGAUUCGGAGUUGGUACCAAGGGGGCGAGACUUGGGACAGCAAAUUCUCCAGCGUGGCCUCGAGUUACGAAGAGUGCCGGGCAGAAUGCGUGGGUCUCUACCUCUGCUUGAACAAGGAUGUUCUCCGGAUCUUUGAACUGAAAGGGGAAGAUGCUGAAAAUGUGAUCUAUAUUAAUUGGCUAAAUAUGGUGCGGGCAGGACUUCUGGCUCUGGAAUUCUAUACCCCUGAAUCUGGUAGCUGGCGCCAGGCCCACAUGCAAGCCCGCUUUGUGAUUUUAAGAGUGCUGCUGGAGGCUGGCGAGGGCCUGGUGUCCCUGCACCACACCACGGGGAUGGACGGGAAACCCGACGCGGCUGUCUUGCUGGACCGCACCAAGAUCACCUCCGUGGGAAAACCAGCUCUGGAAAGUUUUCUCCGGAAGCUGCAAAUCCUGAAAUCGACUGCCGACGUGGAAGGGGGCCGAAAGCUUUACGAAGCCUAUUCAGCUGUGACGGACGACAAACCGGAACGCUUCCUAAGCCUACGCAAGACGGUGCUUUUGCGCAAGGAAGCACGGAAGCUCUUCGUCCAAGCCAACACCCGUCUGGAGGGCGGCAAAGUCCGACUGACUCAGUACGAAUCCAGCGCCGGGGGGCUGAUCCGUUCCUUCUCCGAACGCUUUUCCGAGGACGCCGACAUCCUCGAGCGGGAAUUGCUGGAGCUGACUCACGCCGAUGCUCAUUUUUGGCAAAGUUAAGGCUGCAGGGCGGGUGAGAGGGGG